AUGUCCGUUGCCUCCUUACGAAGUAACGAACCAGCUAAUAAUGAUAUGAUCAGGCUUGAAACAGUGCGUGAAAAAUUGUUAAAAGAAGCGGAGGAUCAAUUGGCAAGAUAUGAUUCGUUAGGAUUAGGAGGGUUAGGAAAAGGAAAAAAUGGUGAAGAAAUAAAAAUCAAAAGACCACGAAUAAAAAAGAACAACACUAUUAGUGGGUCAUUCAUCAACCCAAAUGUACUUGUUUCAACUGCUUCAAGGAAGAGUGCGCGUACACGUACAACAAUGGUUGUGUUUGGAAUAAAAAUUCAAACCAAAAGGUCUAAAAAACAACCACCCAAAGAACUAUUUGGGCCACCAUCACCGAUAUAUGAUGAGAUGUUAAUGGAACGUGAUGAAUGGAGGUUAAAUGAACAUAAAGAACAAGUUGAGGCUAAUAAAGAACUUAAUAACUUUACAAUAGCCAAUCCAAUAUAA
This is a messenger RNA of Entrophospora sp. SA101, 465 nucleotides long. The record is from the annotation of a GenBank genome assembly. NCBI's taxonomy places the organism in Eukaryota, Fungi, Glomeromycota, Glomeromycetes, Entrophosporales, Entrophosporaceae.